UCAGUCAUUGGCUCCCUGCGGUUUCCUUGGGGACGUGGCGCCGCCGGCCCUCCCGGCCUUCUUCCGGCUGGGCUGGAGGCCGCCGAGAGCCGCUCUGGAGCGAGCCGAGCGGUGCUAAGGGAGCUGGCGGGCCGCUCGACCCGCUGCAGACUUAGGAGAUGCCUGGGACAAGGAGACCACCUUCUCAGGGCAAAAGGAAAAGGAGGUGACAGGCGUUGAGACCACUGAAGGGAACCCAUGGCUAGGAUCAGUUUUUCCUACCUCUGCCCAGCCUCCUGGUACUUCACUGUGCCCACAGUGAGCCCAUUUCCCCGUCAGCGGGUGGCACUCCUAGGACUCUUCUUCAUAUCCUGUCUCCUUUUACUUAUGUUAAUCAUGGACUUUGGACAUUGGGGUGCUUCAGUGCCACGAGAUAGGCAAUAUGAAAGGUAUUUGGCUCGAGUAGGGGAGCUUGAAGCUACUGACACUGAAGACCCAAAUCUAAAUUAUGGACUUGUUGUGGACUGUGGCAGCAGUGGCUCCCGGAUUUUUGUUUAUUUCUGGCCAAGACAUAAUGGGAACCCCCAUGAUUUGCUGGACAUCAAACAGAUGAGAGACCGCAACAGCCAACCUGUGGUUAAAAAAAUCAAGCCAGGAAUCUCUGCAAUGGCUGACACUCCAGAACAUGCCAGUGAUUACCUUCGUCCUCUGCUAAGCUUUGCUGCUGCUCAUGUGCCUGUGAAGAAGCACAAGGAGACCCCCCUUUACAUCCUGUGCACAGCAGGCAUGAGACUUCUCCCGGAGAGGAAGCAGUUGGCUAUCUUGGCUGAUCUAGUGAAAGAUUUACCACUGGAGUUUGACUUCCUCUUUUCGCAGUCUCAGGCAGAAGUGAUCUCUGGGAAGCAGGAAGGGGUUUAUGCGUGGAUUGGAAUCAACUUUGUUUUGGGAAGAUUUGACCAUGAGGAUGAAUCAGACGCCGAGGCUCCCCAGGAACUGGCAACAGGACGCAGAAGGACAGUAGGGAUACUGGAUAUGGGAGGAGCCUCUCUCCAAAUUGCUUAUGAAGUUCCUACCUCAACCUCUGUCCUUCCUCCAAAGCAGGAAGAAGCUGCAAAGAUCCUGCUGGCUGAAUUCAACCUGGGCUGUGAUGUGCAACACACUGAACAUGUGUAUAGGGUUUACGUCACCACCUUCCUGGGGUUUGGGGGCAAUUUUGCCCGGCAGCGCUAUGAAGACCUUGUGCUGAAUGAAACUCUUAACAAAAACAGGUUGCUGGGCCAGAAGACAGGUCUGAGUCCCGACAAUCCAUUUCUGGAUCCCUGCCUGCCUGUGGGCCUCACAGAUGUGGUGGAGAGGAAUAGCCAGGUGCUGCACGUCCGAGGAAAAGGAGACUGGGCGACAUGUGGGGCAAUGCUGAGCCCCCUGCUGGCUCGCUCCAACGCCAGCCAGGCAUCACUGAACGGCAUCUACCAGUCGCCAAUUGACUUCAACAACAGCGAGUUCUAUGGUUUCUCGGAGUUUUUUUACUGUACAGAGGAUGUGUUGCGCAUCGGUGGCCGCUACCAUGGGCCAACAUUUGCCAAGGCUGCUCAGGAUUACUGUGGCAUGGCUUGGUCAGUAUUGACUCAGAGAUUCAAGAAUGGCCUCUUUUCAUCACAUGCAGAUGAACAUCGACUCAAAUAUCAGUGUUUUAAAUCAGCUUGGAUGUACCAAGUCCUUCACGAAGGAUUCCACUUUCCCUAUGACUAUCCAAACCUGCAGACAGCCCAGCUGGUGUAUGACCGAGAGGUUCAGUGGACGCUGGGAGCCAUUCUGUAUAAAACACGAUUCUUACCACUCAGGGAUCUACGGCAGGAAGGUGUCCGACAGGCCCACGGCAGCUGGUUCCGUCUCUCCUUUGUCUACAACCACUAUCUCUUCUUCGCCUGCAUUCUGGUGGUGCUACUGGCCAUCAUCCUGUACCUUUUGCGGCUACGCCGAAUUCACCACCGACAAACUCGAGCCUCAGCACCACUGGACAUGCUGUGGAUCGAAGAGGUGGUGCCCAUGAUUGGGGAACAGGUGGGGCCAUGAGGCUGGACAAGGACUAAAGAAGCUUCAGUACCCAGAGUCGCUGCUCAUCGAAUUCCACCACUUUCUUGUACUAGCCUCGGAUGCUGCUUUGCCUGACCUUGUGGAUAUUUGGCCCUGGAAUUUCUACUUUAAUUUCUGCUUUAACUCCUUCUCAAUAUCCAGGUCCUCUUCUCUGAGAGGAGCUGUAAUUUAGUCUGUGAAGAACUAAAUAAUGAGAGAUUGGUGCUAACAAAGGGGACCAACCUCCGUCCAGUUGAAGCAUGCUUCUUCUCCUUUAUCUGAGAGGUCUGGUGUGUUCCUAGGAUCUAGAAUUUUCUCCCCUUGCUAAAGCAUGAAGUUUGGCAUCAGGCACCCUGGAAGCCUGGUUAAAACCAAACUUGCAGCAUCUGAUAUAAAGCCGGAGACAUUCUAGCAAGUGCAGCAGCCCCUUCUUUCUCUGUAACAGAGAGAUCAUUUAUGUGGAGAUCCACAGCCUUUGAUAGGGAUCCAAGAUCUUUGCAGUUCAUUGGAAUAGAUAUGAAUUUCAAGGCAACCAAAAUAACACAGUUUCCUUGCUUACUUGACAAAGAAGCCAUUAUGAGUGUGGUUCAAGAUGCCUGACAGUGUUGCUGAUGUUAGUUUGUGAUUGUAAGAGGUUACAAUCCCUUCUAAGUGAAUGGUCCAUUGAAGAUUCUGACAAUACGUUAUCUGAUGUCUAGUAUGACCAGGAUAGAAAGUUUUUCCAUGUCUGUGUGCCUCACAGGCUUUUUGGGCAUUAAUUUUCCUUUUUGAGCCUUAAGUGUGCUUGUAGGAUGGAGAAACUGUGAUGGGGCCUGGAGACCUGGAUUUGUCUGGUUUCAGGUCGCUAUCCUCUAGGCCUAUUUUUAUGAGCCCUUAGGCCAUAACAUUCAAAAAGAGUUCCUUUAUUUCACUGCUAAGAUCAGUAUGUAGUUUGGGAAGGGAUGUAUUUGAGUUUUUUUUUAAGAAUGGAAGAACAAUAUCCGGAGAGUGGGCAAAGGCAAUAAAAUCCAAGCUCUUAUUGAUUAAUGUUUUCCUGAGAAAUAGAAAUUUUCUCAAUUUGACUUGGAAUGUCUGAAAAGAAACAAAUUCUAAACUUUGGAAUAAAUAGAUAAAUCUGUCAAUAAGCCACCUGGCAACUUUCAGAAUGCUUGUUAAGAGAUUGCUCAGUCACAAACAGCAUUUCCAUUAAUGAGGAGAGAGGAAAAGCCAUAUAAUUACGUUUUCCUUCACUACCCUUCAGAGCUUUGCUCCUCGUCUACAGUUAGCCUUUCAAUUACAUGAGGAUUUCUUUUUCAUCAACUCCUGCCUUUCUUAAUGGAGUCUUCCUUAUACUCUACCCUUUCCUAUACGUAGCCUUGAAUGUCCUGCCCAAGCGUAUGCUCCCAGGGUUGAAGUAGCUUUCUCUUCUUUCGUGUCACCUUUGAUUUCUAGAAUUAGAUGAGUAGAGAAAAAGGUUCCUGAAUUUAAAGGAAAAAAAAGUGGAAUUCUUAAAAAAUAAAUCUCAUACUUGGAGUGGAAAGGAAUGAAAUGCUUCUCAAAAGAGAGAAAAAGAAAUCAAGACCCUCCUAGAAAUAAACUGAGAUGAAAAUAAGUAUAGCGACCUUUGCUUGGUUGAUCAAAAUAUAGCAAGUCUUGAAUUGUUUUCAAAUUAGAUAAAAAUGGACCUAGCAAAGAGUCUUACAGUUUUUCUUUGGAAAUAUUUUUUGCUUUUCAUUAGGGCUCAUGUCACAGCAAUUUCCUUUAGUUUUUAAGACUUCUAAAUUGCCUUGAUUUUCUUUGACUUCUUAUUAUCUUUGUGUCUCUGUGAGUGAGCCCUUGCCUUAUGGAUGCUGCUUAUAAAUAAUGUCAAAGUGUGUUUUUGCUAGCCGCUGCUACUCAGGUAACUCUUUUCCCCUCACCUGGGUUUCCAAAUACUAUUUUUGGUUUUCUUGUGAGAUCUAGUCAAAAGCUACCUGAUUGGCUAACAGUGAUCAGAUUCAUGUGCUCAAAAUGAAGUUGAAGUGGGAAGGAGGUAGUGAUUAGUCCAGUUUGAAAGCUCUUAUUAGUCAAGUUAUUCUUCAUCCUGGUUAUAACAGCUGCCAUUUGUUAAGCACUUAUUAUGUACCAGACACUCUCUUAAAAUUGCAUGUAUAUUAUUUAAUCAUUAUGACAGCCUUUCAGAUUGAUGUUACUGUCGUCUUUUUAUAGUCCAGAAACUCAGGAUACCUACAUUUAUCACUUUUUCAAUAUAAAUGUAUUUCUUAUUCUUAAUUUA
Messenger RNA from Equus caballus (horse), 4306 nucleotides. RefSeq names its product ectonucleoside triphosphate diphosphohydrolase 7 (gene ENTPD7). Gene Ontology annotation, biological process: UDP catabolic process. Gene Ontology annotation, molecular function: GDP phosphatase activity; UDP phosphatase activity. Gene Ontology annotation, cellular component: Golgi apparatus. NCBI's taxonomy places the organism in Eukaryota, Metazoa, Chordata, Mammalia, Perissodactyla, Equidae. The record is from RefSeq and is a predicted model, not a curated record.